UUGAUGCAGUGUUUUCUCUGUCAUCUGCUGUCUCUAUGGUAUGUUCACCUUAGCCAAGUUACAAGCCAAUGGAUGAGUGGCAUGUGUGCAACAGAUCAAAAUAUUAGGCAUUGGGACAGGCCCAUUUAGUCCUCAAACGAGUAGUAUGCCCCUCUCUUUCUUCCUUGGUAUAAAACUGAAACCAAAGCCACCACUUGUACUCAAACCAUUCACCACAUUCUUCUUCUCUACUAAUACUACUACAACACCCACAAUUCCUCUCAUCACUAACACGCUUCUAAAGCAAUGCAAGACCUUAAUCCAAGCCAAGCUGGUCCAUCAGCAGAUCCUAGUCCAGGGCCUUGCAGACAUGGCCACAUACCUCAUUGGCACCUACAUAGCAUGUGAAGCUCCCAUGCAUGCCAUAAAGGUGCUCGAACGCCUUGUUCCAUCGCAGCCUACUGUUUACUGGUGGAAUGCGCUUAUACGACAUGCAGUUCGUCUCGGGUUUCUUGAAGAUGUACUUGGUUUGUAUAGAAAAAUGCAGAGAUUUGGCUGGAAGCCUGACCACUACACUUUCCCUUUUGUUUUCAAAGCUUGUGGUGAUUUUCCUUCGUUCCGACGAGGUGCUUCAGUUCAUGCUGUUGUCUGUGCAAAUGGUUUUGAGUCCAAUGUGUUUGUUUGUAAUGCGAUGGUGGCUAUGUAUGGAAGGUGUGGCAUGUUGGAUGAUGCGCGCCAAGUAUUUGACGAAUUGUGUGUGAGAGGGAUAGGUGAUGUGGUGUCUUGGAAUUCGAUCGUGGCUGCUUACGUGCAAGGUGGUAAUAAGAGAAAGGCACUAAAAAUGUUCACUAGAAUGGCUGAUGAUCAUAGAAUCUGCCUAGAUGUAGUUAGCAUUGUCAAUAUCCUUCCUGCUUGUGCUUCGUUGAGUGCAUUGUUGCAGGGUAAGGAGAUUCAUGGUUUUGCUGUUCGAAAUGGGUUGGUGGAGGAUGUGUUUGUGGGUAAUGCUGUAGUGGACAUGUAUGCCAAGUGUGGGAUGAUGGAUGAAGCAAACAAGGUUUUUGAGCGGAUGAUGGUUAAGGAUGUGGUUUCUUGGAAUGCUAUGGUAACUGGGUACUCUCAGAUUGGUAGAUUUGAAGAUGCUCUUGCUUUGUUUGAGAAGAUGCGUGAGGAGAAGAUCGAGUUGAAUGUUGUGACUUGGAGCGCAGUGAUUGCUGGGUAUGCUCAGAGGGAUCAUGGUUAUAAAGCAUUGGAUGUGUUUCGUCAAAUGCAGGUUUGUGGUUCAGAGCCGAAUGUUGUUACUCUUGUGUCUCUUCUUUCAGGUUGUGCUUCUGUGGGAACAUUGCUUCAUGGAAAAGAGACUCAUUGUUAUGCCAUAAAACGUAUUCUGAAUGUAGAUGGAAAUGAUCCAGGGGAUGAUCUAAUGAUAAUUAAUGGUCUCAUUGACAUGUAUGCUAAGUGCAAAAGUGUCAAGGUAGCACGAAUGAUGUUUGACUCAAUAGCAACAAAAGAGAAAAAUGUGGUAACUUGGACUGUCAUGAUUGGUGGGUAUGCUCAGCAUGGUGAAGCCAAUGAUGCACUGGAGCUUUUCUCAAAGAUGCUUGGACAGGAAAUUUUCAUAAAGCCAAAUGCUUUUACUAUAGCAUGUGCUUUGAUGGCUUGUUCUCGUUUAGCUGCACUAAGGUUAGGUAAACAAAUUCAUUGUUAUGUAUUGCGCAAUCAGUAUGAGUCUAUGGUGGUAUUUGUAGCUAAUUGCCUCAUAGAUAUGUAUUCCAAAUCUGGAGACGUUGAUGCUGCUCAAGUUGUGUUUGAUAACAUGAAGCAAAGGAAUGCUGUUUCUUGGACAUCUCUAAUGACAGGUUAUGGCAUGCAUGGUUGUGGAGAAGAUGCUCUACGGGUUUUUGAUGAGAUGAGGAUAGCAGGGUGGAUGCCUGAUGGUGUAACCUUUGUUGUUGUUCUUUAUGCUUGUAGCCAUACAGGAAUGGUUGAGCAGGGAAUGAAAUACUUUAAUAGCAUGAGUGACGAAUAUGGGGUGGUUCCUGGAGUGGAACACUAUGCUUGCAUGGUUGACCUAUUGGGUCGUGCUGGUCGCUUGGAUGAGGCCCUAAAGCUCAUUGAAGGCAUGCCUAUGGAACCAACACCAAUAGUGUGGGUGGCAUUGCUUAGUGCUUGCAGGCUCCAUCCAAAUAUUGAACUUGGGGAGCAUGCUGCAAACCGGUUGUUAGAAUUGGAGUCUGAGAAUGAUGGGUCAUAUACUUUGCUUUCAAACAUAUAUGCCAAUGCCAAGCGAUGGAAAGAUGUGGCCAGAAUUAGAUCUUUGAUGAGACAUACAAGGAUCAAGAAGAGGCCCGGUUGUAGUUGGGUCGAAGGAAAGAAAGGAACUGCAGCCUUUUUUGUUGGGGACAGGUCACAUCCUCUAUCCCAACAAAUAUACAAUAUCCUAGGAGACCUAAUUCUACGCAUCAAAGCCAUGGGAUAUGUUCCUGAGACAAGUUUUGCUCUUCAUGAUGUGGAUGAUGAGGAGAAGGGUGAUCUUCUUUUUGAACAUAGUGAGAAGCUGGCACUUGCAUAUGGCAUCCUAACAUCACCUGCAGGGGCACCCAUCCGAAUCACCAAGAACUUGCGUGUUUGUGGCGAUUGCCACACUGCCAUUUGCUACAUAUCUAUGAUCAUUGACCAUGAAAUCAUUUUGAGAGACUCAAGUCGUUUUCAUCAUAUAAAGAAAGGAUCAUGCUCAUGCAAAGUGGGGCAGGCGAGGUUCGAAACACAUACAUAGGGUAUCACAAGGGAUGCUAUUACCAUUGGGCUAUUAGUUGAACCACAUUCCAUGGGACAGGUAUCAGGAUUGCUGACAAUUUUAAAUUGUAAAUCUAGACAUUCCCACAAUCUCCCUCCCUCUCUCUAUACAAACACUUUGUUCAAAGAAAAGUUUUCCUAGUAUAGACUUAAAUGAAAAGUGCUUUGCAAUUGUAGAUGAUUUUACUGGGACCCAAAGAAAGCAGGUGGCUCUUUGGAUUGCACAAGUGGUUGAGCAUUUGCAUUGUCAGAAACCACUUUACAUA
This is a messenger RNA of Quercus lobata, 3038 nucleotides long. RefSeq names its product pentatricopeptide repeat-containing protein At5g16860-like. Gene Ontology annotation, molecular function: zinc ion binding; RNA binding; protein binding. The record is from RefSeq and is a predicted model, not a curated record. The transcript has 2 exons. NCBI's taxonomy places the organism in Eukaryota, Viridiplantae, Streptophyta, Magnoliopsida, Fagales, Fagaceae. Bases 146 to 2752 code for a protein of 868 amino acids. Gene Ontology annotation, biological process: RNA modification.